AUGCUGAAAGUGGCCGUUCGCGUUUGGAUGCUGUUUGUGGCCGUGUGGCUUCAGCUGGAGGCUGCUGCUGCUGCUGCAGGCAUGCUGAAGGUCGACGGGUCGCAGGACGGUGGCGGUGGCGGCAGCGACACCAUCAGCCACUCCCUGAUCCUGGUGCAGCGUCUGGAGGCUCUGCUGGCUCAAGGCAACGGCAGCGACGUGUCCCUGCGGGUGGAGACGCCCAACGCCGACGAGGUGAAGGUGAUCCAGGUCCACUCGUUGGUUCUGUCCCUGCAGAGCUCCGUGUUCGAGGAGAUGCUGCUGAACCGCAACACCAGCGUGAUGGUGCUGAGGGAAAACUCCGACUGCGCCGCCGUGUUCGACAGGUUCAUCAGGUAUCUGUACUGUGGAGAGAUCUCUCUGCGUCUGGAUCAGGCCAUCCCUCUGCACAAACUGGCCACUAAGUACCAGGUUCUGGGCCUGCAGCAGGGCAUCACCCAGUACAUGACCCAGAACCUGGCCAGGGACUCCCCGUCGGGCCACGUGGCGGGCUGGUACGAGUACGCCCUGCAGGCCGGCGACGUGACGCUGAGGGACAGCUGCCUGCAGUUCAUGGCCUGGAACCUUUCGUCGGUUCUGCAGAGCGGCGAGUGGGUCGCCAUCAGCAGCCAGCUGCUCAUGUCGCUGCUGCAGCGGUCCGAUCUCAUCCUGCAGAGUGAAGCCGAGCUGUUCGCCGCCCUGGAGGCCUGGAUCCUCCAGAACGAGCCGGACGGCCUGACGGCGGAGAACGCUUUGCGGGCGGUGCGCUACGCCAUGAUGACGCCUCGGGAGCUGUUCCGGCUGCAGACCCAGUCCUCGGUGUUGGCUCGGUACCAGGAGUCGGUGCGCGACCUGCUCUACAUGUCCUACCAGUUCCACUCCGCCUCGCCGCUGCAGAUGGCCAAAUACUUCGACGUCAACUGCAGCCUCUUCGUGCCGAGGAACUACCUGUCGCCCAUGUGGGGCUCGCCCUGGAUCAUCAACAACCCGACCCGGGACGACCGCAGCACCAGCUUCCAGACGCAGCUCGGGCCCAGCAGCCACGACGCCAGCAAGCGGGUCACCUGGAACGCCCUGUUCUCGCCGCGCUGGCUGCCGCUCAGCAUGAGGCCCAUGUACACCGAGACCGGCGCCAUGCAGCCGACCCGGGUGGAGGGAGGGCGGCCUCGCAUCAUCAUCACGCCGGCCACGUCCAGCGCCGACUUCGCCGGGGUGAACUUCCAGAAGACGGUGGUGGUGAUGGCGCAGCAGCAGGGGAAGGUGGUGGUGAGGCACGUCUACAACUUCCACCAGAGCACCGAGGAGAACGGAGACUUCCUGGCCGAGGCCGACCUGUACCGCCGGACGUCCGAGUACCUGCUGGACAGCUCGCUGCUGCUCCACGUGGUGGUGAAGCCGCUCUACCAAACCCUGAUCAGCACCAAGAACUGA
Molecule: messenger RNA, 1449 nt
Organism: Stegastes partitus (bicolor damselfish)
Lineage: Eukaryota; Metazoa; Chordata; Actinopteri; Pomacentridae
Gene: btbd17a
Product: BTB (POZ) domain containing 17a
Exons: 3
Coding region: 1-1449 (482 amino acids)
Molecular function (GO): protein binding
Source: RefSeq, a predicted model, not a curated record